This is a messenger RNA of Penicillium cinerascens, 3123 nucleotides long. RefSeq lists its product as uncharacterized. NCBI's taxonomy places the organism in Eukaryota, Fungi, Ascomycota, Eurotiomycetes, Eurotiales, Aspergillaceae. Gene Ontology annotation, cellular component: cytosol; nuclear envelope. The transcript is spliced from 3 exons. The coding region runs from base 1 to 3123 and encodes 1040 amino acids. Gene Ontology annotation, biological process: protein import into nucleus. The record is from RefSeq and is a predicted model, not a curated record. Gene Ontology annotation, molecular function: small GTPase binding.
AUGGAGCAAGAACUUCUGUCGCUCCUGGCGGACACCCAGUCCUCCACGCAGGGCAAGAGGCAAGCUGCGGAGCUUCAACUGAAAUCCCUCUACUCCAAUGAAGCCUUCCCCAUCUCACUCACAGCCAUUGCCUCCCACGAGUCUGUCCCCGUCAACCUCCGCCAGUCCGCCCUCUCCGUCUUGCGCGCCUUCAUCGGGGUCGGCUGGUCCUCCAUGCUCGACGAUUUCAAGGGUCAUGUGCUUGUCAACGACACCAACAAAGCGCAAAUCCGCCGCGCGCUGCUCGAGCUCGCUACAACCACCGAGACCCCCGAACGCAAAGUCAAGGCCUCGGCCAGUUACGCCGUUAGCAAGAUCGCCAGCGCCGACUUCCCGGAUGACUGGCCGGAACUCCUGCCCGCGUUGCUACAGAUCAUCAACGACGCCUCCACUAGCGAUAGCGCCCUGCACGGGGCUCUGAAGGUACUUUUGGAUCUGGUUGAUACUGGACUCAGCGAGGAUCAAUUCUUCAAUGUCGCCCGCGAUCUCGUCUCCUCCCUUUUCGCCGUGGCCACCUCGGAAACUCGUCGCCCUAUGAUGCGAGCUCUCUCGGUCGCGGUUUUCCGAUCAUGCUUCGACACAUUUGAAAUGGUUUUGGAACAACACAAGGCGGCCAUUAAACAAUUUGUGGAUGAGUUGUUGGGUGGGUGGUCGCCCUUCUUCGUCGCGACCCUGAAGGCACCCCUGCCCCAAACUCCCUCCGAGGAAGAUGCCAACAAAGAGGGUGAGGUUGCGUCGCAAUGGCGCGGGAUCAUUGGAUUAAAGAUUCAGGUUGUCAAGACUCUCAUGAAGAUUCGUGGAGUGUUCCCCGGUCUCCUGACAGCCCAGAGCCCCGCCUAUUUUUCAACCGUUUGGGAUGAACUUACCAAUGCCUUUCCGGUCUAUCAAAGCUUCUAUAUUGAUGACGAGCGCCAGGGCCGUUUAGAGGAUGUGGAUGGUCUCCCCUACUCGCUUGAUUUCCUCGUCUUGGAGGAGUUAGAUCUCAUUCAAACCCUGCUCAAGGCGCCCCCAGUUAAAGCAGAGCUCCAGCAGCAAUUGCAGAAUGCCGGUGCGGCUGCGGGCUCCUCUGGCUGGCUGGUUGAGAUCAUGAAGCUUUCCAGCUCCUAUGCACAGAUCACCAUGGAAGAGGAGGGCCUCUGGGAUGUCGAUGUGAACCUGUUCCUGUCGGAGGAGACGUCGGUUACGGCCAACUACACACCCCGGUCCUGCAGUGGUGAUCUAGUGAUCAAGGCCGGUGAAUGGCUGAAGGAAAAAGCGGCCGAGGGCAUGCUGAGCUAUAUGAACAGCCUCUUUGCUGACAACUCUUCUUCAUGGAAAUCCCGUGAAGCGGCUCUUUCCAUCCUGAAUUUCCUGCUCCGGGACUUUGGCGAAGUAUCCCAGGAGAUCUCUCUCGAAUUAGCCAAUCAUUUUACCCAAUUUGUCAACUAUGCACUCCAGCAGGAGCAGGAGCUUCUCCGUGCACGAGGCUAUCUCGCAGCCGGUGCCUUGGCCCGCGUUGCAGGCCAAGGAUUCCAGCAGAACACUAUGACUUAUCUGGAGGCGACUCUCAAGGCGAUCGCAGAAGACCCUUCGGAGGUGGUCAAGGUUGCUUCCAUCCGAGUCCUGCAAGAUCUCGUUCUGUCCCUGCCCAUUAGCGUGGCUCGUCCAUUCCAGACGACCGUGAUCAACGCCAUCUCGGAGUUCGUCUCGGCGCACGACCUGCGUGAACAGUCCGACUGUGACGACCUGAAAGUGACGCUGGCGGAAACCCUGCGAGACACCAUCAUGGCCGAUCCGAGCGUGGUCUUGUCGUCGGUGGCCAUCGAUGUUCUCUUCAACAUCGCCAGCAGCGGUGCCGAGAACUUCCAGCUAACCAUGACCGUCACCGAGGCCUUUGAGGACAUUGUAGACCAGAUAACCGAGCACGGCCCCGAGGCCUACAUGCGCCUUUGCGAGAAGGUGCUGCCUUCCCUAAUGGGCGCCAUCGACGUCGGCAGCAUGACCGAGGAGAACGCCCUGACCAACUUUGCGGCCGAUCUGCUUCGAGCUCUAGCCGAGCGUAGCUCCGAGCCGAUGCCUCCUGGCUUCGUGGAGACGGUGAUGCCCAAGCUCAACCGUCUGCUACUGGGCUCUACCGAGGCCGAGCUGAUCCGGCCCGCGACCGAAGCCGUGCGCCAUAUGCUCUCGCACGACUUUGCACAGGUCUUGGCCUGGCGCGAUCCCCAGUCCGGCAAGGAGGCGCUCGAGGUCGUGCUGGUGAUCAUCGACCGACUUCUCGGCCCGGCCGUGGACGACAAUGCGGCCGUCGAGGUCGGCCAGCUGGCCGCCGAGUUGGUGGAGAAGGCUGGCUCGGAGCGCCUUGGCCCUUACCUGCCCCAGCUUCUGCAGGCGGUGGCCCAGCGCCUGGCAACCGCGGAGCAGGCACAGUUCAUCCAGAGUCUAAUUCUGGUGUUUGCCCGGCUAACGCUCAUUAGUCCACGUGAAGUCGUGGACUUCCUCGCGCAGGUCAACCUGGGCGGCCAAAGUGGCCUCGCAGUGGUACUGAGCAAGUGGCUGGAGAACUCGGUUAACUUUGCCGGCUACGACGAGAUCAAGCAAAAUAUCUUUGCGUUGGCGCGGCUGUACGAGCUGUCGGAUCCGCGUCUGGCAGAGGUGCCAGUCAAGGGCGAUCUCAUUAUCCAGGACACGGGUCGCAUCAAGACUCGGUCGCAGGCACGCACCAACCCCGACCGGUAUUCUACGGUGGCAGCGCCCUUGAAGAUCAUCAAAGUGCUGGUGGAGGAACUAUCUGCGGCCUCAGGCAACAAAGCGAUUGACGCCGCUCAAGCGGCGGCCCUGGAAGAUGCGGACAGUGACGAUGGUGAUGACGAUUGGGAGGAUGUGCCGGGACAAGUGCUGGAUUUGGGAUUGGGAAUGACCAAGCAGCAGCUGAUGAGCUUCGGCGAGGGUGGAACGGAGAGUGUAUUCGGCGUGCGACAGCGGGAUGACGAAACGCAGGCCUUCCUGACUGACUUUUUCCGGCGGGCGUCGACGCAGCCGGGAUUCCAGGGAUUAUACGAGGCACUGACCGAGGACGAGCAGGCCAAGCUGCAGAACCUAGGGUAG